Molecule: messenger RNA, 3763 nt
Organism: Ilex paraguariensis (yerba mate)
Lineage: Eukaryota; Viridiplantae; Streptophyta; Magnoliopsida; Aquifoliales; Aquifoliaceae
Source: the annotation of a GenBank genome assembly
AUAUCGUAGCUGUAAAUUGUUCCCCUUUUUUGGUCUUCUGCCUCGCGGGUACUGACUACUCUCUCUCCCUCCCUCCCUUCUCUCUCUAAAAGUCAAAUCCAAUCCAAACUCAACUUUUUAGCUCUUUCUGUCAUUUGGUGUUGUUUCUUACAUCUUCAGACGAAUAUUUCUCUAUGUUUCGUUAAUUUUCUGUUGGACGGUGAAUUUUCUCUCUCUAGAUUCGUUUUUUGUGUAUCUCUCUGAAAUGAAAUUGAAUGAUUAUAGCCUGAUGGCGAGUGGAGGCAAGGUUGGGUACAAGCAGAAUACGGGGAGAAAGGUUAGAUCAAAACUCAAGGGUUCAGAUGAAUCAGACGAGGACUAUAAGGUGGAUGAAGAUGAAGACUUUGAAGAGUCAGAUGAAUACUGUUCUUCCUUUGAUGGAGGUGAAUCGGAAGAGGAAUUUGAGGCCAAGGAGAUGGAGGAGGAGCAAGAGGAUGAAAAGAAAGUGAAGAAGUUAGGACAACCAGAAGGUCAAAAGGGUGCUUCGGGUAGGAAGAUAAAAGAGAUGAAGAAGCCACUGAAGGAAAGGAAGGUUUCAUACAAGGAAGAAGAUUAUGAGGAUGAUUGUGAUGAUGAUGAUGAUGACAAUGAUGAAGAAUUUACACUGGAUGAGAUUGAUCGAGAAGAUGAAGAUGAAGUGCCUGCAACAAAGAUGAAUAAGAAGGUGGGCAGGCCUCGAUUGGGGGAAAAGGGUUUUGUUAAAAUGAGGAAUCGGAAGAGGAAUUUUAAGGUUCUGAAGAAAGAUAUGAAAAAGAAACCAAGACUGAAUCUUAGGUUGAGGGGGAAAGGGAGUUCUACUGAUGAGGAAUUUAUAGACAAUAACCCGGUUGUGGAAGAGAAGUGUGAGGAGAUUUCUGGUCAUCGGAGAAGGGUAUUGGUGGCUAAUUCUGAUUCAGAUUUGGUGAGUUCUGAAUCAUCGGAUUCUGAUUACACUAUCUCUGAGGAAGAGAGAGAACAUAUAAGAGAGGCCAGUAAAUUCUCCAGCAGUUUGGCAACUAAUUUAAGGGGUUCGACUUUUUCGAAGAGAUCAGAAGAAGAAUCUUUUUGUCAGCAAAAAAAACGAAUAGGGAGAAAGGGUAAGGAGAAAGUAGAUGAUGAUAGUGACGAUGAUGAAGAAUUUACGCUGGAUGAGAAUGAGAUUGAUUGUGAUGAUGAAGAUGAAGAUGAAGUCCCUGUGACAAAGAAGAAUAAGUUGGGCAGGUCUCGUUUGGGGGGAAAGGGUUUUGUUAAAGGGAGGAAGCGGAAGAGGAAUUUUAAUGUUCUGAAGAAGGCUGUGAAAAAGAAACCAAGAAAUAAUCUUCGGUUGAGGAGGAAAGCAUGUUCUAAUGAAGAGGAGUUUAUAGACCACAACCCGGUUGUGGAAGACAAGCCUGAGAAGAUUUCUGGUCGUCGGAGAAGGGGAGUGGUGGCUGAUUCUGAUUCAGAUUUUGUGUGCUCUGAAUCUUUUGAUUAUGAUUACACUAUCUCUGAGGAAGAGAGAGAACAGAUAAGAGAGGCCAGUGAAUUUUGCAGCAGUUUGACCACCAGUUUGAGGAAUUCAACUUUGUCAAAGAAACUGGAAGAAGAAGAAUCUUCUUUUCAGUUAAUAAAAUGUCCUGGGAGAAAGGGUAAGGAGAAAGUAGAUGAUUCAAAGAAUGAAGUAGGAAAACAAGUUUGUGGAAUCUGUUUGUCGGACGAGGGAAAGAAAAUAGUGCGAGGAGUAUUGAAUUGUUGCGGUCAUUAUUUCUGUUUUGCUUGCAUCAUGGAAUGGUCGAAGGUGGAAUCUCGUUGCCCUCUGUGCAAGCAGAGGUUCGUGACAAUUAGUAAGCCUGCAAAAUCAAACACAGGGCUUGAUAUGAGGACAGUGGUGAUACAGGUCCCUGAGCGUGAUCAGAUUUAUCAACCAUCUCAAGAAGAGCUUAGGGGCUAUCUUGAUCCAUAUGAAAAUGUUAUCUGUACUGAAUGCCAGCAAGGUGGGAAUGAUGCUCUCAUGUUACUUUGUGAUCUCUGCGAUUCACCUGCACAUACCUAUUGUGUUGGUCUUGGACGUGAAGUACCGGAAGGUAAUUGGUAUUGUGAUGCCUGUAGACCGACUGCUCUUGGUUCCACCUCAAAUCCACUAGGUCUAUAUCCUAUGCCAGAUCAAAAAACAAGUACCAACUAUUCUGGUAGAUCAUCUCCUGCGGACAAUGUUAGGGUAGCGUUAGAUCUCAAUGAGAUGUAUGUGCCUGAUAUACCAUUGACUCAAGAAACUGGGUCUUCUCCAUCUCCUAGACUUUCUGUUGGAGAUUUUCAAGCUGCUUCUUCAGCAUCUGGAUCAGGGGCAUUUACUGUGUCAGAAAGGCGCAGGAUACAGCGCCUUAUACAGAAUCUUCUUCACAACAGAAUGAGGCAACUUGAUGGCCAAAGCAAUGGGAUAUCAGCCACAAAUUUGGGAAGUAGUCUUUUUGGCACUCAAAUUGGUCAGGUUAGGGAAUUUGUUCCUCAACAAACAGUAACACCGGAAAGGCUAGCAUCGCGUUAUAACUUUUCUGAGGAAAGUUUUCAGGAUAAUUCCACAUCUUUAGUGCACAAUAGGGAAGCUUUUCCUGCAAGAUCAAUCCAUUCAAGGGAGCAAGCAAUUCAGAAUUCAGCUUAUACAUCUGUUGCUGGAGUUUUACCUGCUGAACUUGCUGGCAUCCAUGCCAGUGUCAAUUCAAGAUUGGGUUAUCAGCAAUCCCAUCCAUGCAGCAGUAGAUCAACCAUUGGGACUGAUGCUACCAUGUCUCCUUGUGCAUUCAGAGAGGUGAGCCACUUUAAGCUAGAAAAGGAACAAGUGCAAUCAAUGGUUAGAAGGCAUUUAAAAAGCUUCUUCAGAGAUUUGGAGUUAGGUAUGUCUAAGUGUGCAGUUUUUACUCUUCAACUGCAUGUAGCAGUAUGACUAUAAGACAGAGUUGUAGGAUGAAAUGAUUAUGACUUUAGUCAUAGGCAAUAGGUUGGUCUUUAUUCUGGAAGAUCAAAUCAUAGUGUUCAAUUAGUUAAUCAACUCACUGACCUGUCUAGGACACUCCAAACACUACUAUAAUUAUUAGACAGUAUUCUGUUGCUUUUUAGAAGGGAGAAUGUUCCUGUAUGCCUUCGCUUGCUUAUUUUGUCUGUCUUUUUUUUUUCUAUUUUUCAAUUUUUAUUUUUUUUUUUGGUUUGGCUUUGAAGUGCCUUCUUUGCUUUGCGAAGAGUGAAGGAUUAUGAGUUCUCAUGCACAAGGCAGCGAUGAAGUGCGCCUACGAUUUUCAUUUGUGUGCUGAAAUUACCUGUUAUCAAGAAUGAUGAAAUUAGUCGAUUUCUAUUGAUGCAGACUACAAAGUCUUUAAGGACAUCGCAAGGAGCUCCACACACACCAUUUUAGCUGCAUGUGGGAUUGAGCAUCGGACGAGCGAGGUCUGCCCUGUGCAGUCACCAUCAACUUGUAACCACAUUGAAAUAAUGGGAGGUGUGCAGAUGGGUCUGAUGAAAGGAUACUGCUCAUCUUGUUUCGAUCAAUUUGUGAGGAACGUAGUGAAAGCGAUCACGAGCAUUAAGAACCCGUCAACAAAUAGAGGUUAGGGAUUGAUGCGUCGGAAUGAUUGAUCAUUUUUUCAGUUUAGUAACACUAUGUCGCAUACUUGAUUUUUGAUAGGAAUUGAGACAGAAUAUUUGGUCAAAUUGUUUACAUGGACAAGCCAUUUCUCAGCAUUGAUCUAUUUCUAACUCGUUUAUAUUUAUGUCG